This is a messenger RNA of Linum trigynum, 1725 nucleotides long. The record is from the annotation of a GenBank genome assembly. NCBI's taxonomy places the organism in Eukaryota, Viridiplantae, Streptophyta, Magnoliopsida, Malpighiales, Linaceae.
CGAAGAACGAUGAAGAUGAACAGCAAACCGCGGCUUUCCCCUCCCCUCUUCUCUCUCUGAAGAAGCAGGAGACGAAUACGAAGACGCUGCAGCGGGAGGAGCUGUGGCAUGGAACAAGAGCUGGCCAUGCUCCGCCAGCUCAUUGCCCAGCUUCAAGACCUCUUGAACUUCUACGGCUCUCCUCCUCCGCCGCCUCCGCCGCCGCUCCGCCAUCACCACAACCACCACCUCCUCCUCCCUCACAGUGACAGAUGUUGUGUCCUCAAUGUGGAAGACGGCUCUGCAGAUGACUACUGCGGACUCUUGAUGGCUGCCGAAAAGCCUGAAACUUUCACAAUGUUGGAACCCACCAAUCCUCCACCCUCAAAGAAAAUACGGAAGGAGCGCAAUACUCGAGGCAAAUUUCCAUGCUCUACAAGCACAACAGAAGCCAUGGAAGCUGAAAUCUGGAAGGAUUUCCCAGAAGACCUCUUACAACCUGUAAUCGCCCGGCUACCCGUUCCCACGUUCUUCCAGUUCCGUUCAGUCUGCAAGAACUGGAACUCGUUGCUGCACUCUGAGAGCUUCUCCCAACACUCCACGCAGGCUCCACAACCCGACCCAUGGUUCUACACCAUCACUCACGAGAAUGCGAACUUGGGAGCCAUGUACGACCCUUCCUCGAAGAAAUGGUACCACCACCCUACGAUUUCCUCUCUCCCUGAUAAGGCCAUUGUCUUUCCGGUCGCUUCAGCAGGAGGGCUGGUCUGCUUCCUGGAUAUCGGUCAUAGAAACUUCUACGUCUGCAACCCUCUGACUGGUUCUGUCAGAGAACUGCCUGCCCGUUCAGUCAAGGUAUGGUCUCGUGUUGCUGUCGGGAUGACCUUCAACCGUAAUGCGUAUAAGAUUCUAUGGGUGGGUUGCGAUGGUGAGUACGAGGUUUAUGACUCAAUCAGCAACUCAUGGACUCGACCCGGUUCAAUGCCAGCCAGCAUCAAGCUGCCAUUAUCUCUCAACUUCCGGUCUCAGGCAGUUUCAGUUGAGAACACAUUGUACUUCAUGCGUUCAGAUCCUGAGGGGAUUGUCUCGUAUGAUGUGGCUUCCGGAAUGUGGUCCCAAUUCGAGAUACCAGGCCCAUUACACCUGAGUGACCAGGCACUGGCGGAGUGUUCUGGCCGGAUCAUGCUGGUGGGCCUGCUGUCCAAGAAUGCGGCGACCUGCGUGUGCAUAUGGGAACUGCAGAGGAUGACGAUGCUAUGGAAGGAGGUAGACAGAAUGCCAAACUUGUGGUGCUUAGAGUUUUAUGGGAAGCACGUGAGGAUGACUUGCUUGGGCAACAAGAAAGGUUUGCUCAUGCUGUCAUUGAGGUCGAGACAGAUGAACCGGCUCGUCACGUAUGACGUGGCGAGCGGUGAGUGGGAGAAGGUCCCCAGUUGCAUGGUGCCACGUGGCGGGAGGAAGAGGCAGUGGGUCGCCUGCGGCACUGCGUUUCAGCCUUCACCUACCGCCGUGGCUUGAUACUCAUCAAACUCCCUCUCUGUACUGGUAAUGCUUUUUCCUCGUUUUUGUGUGUGUUUGGUCGACAACGAACGAUCUGUAAGACUGUAACUGUAUGUAUCCUGUUAUGUUUUUCAACUAGAAGACGGUGCAUUCGUUUUUCUUUGAUUUGUAACCGUUGAUUGUACAAACUAUGUCGAACAAAUAACUUGUCAUGUUUGCAGAGACAAAUGAAUUGCUUGCAUAUGG